This is a messenger RNA of Monosiga brevicollis MX1, 1150 nucleotides long. RefSeq lists its product as uncharacterized. The coding region runs from base 110 to 1150 and encodes 346 amino acids. Lineage: Eukaryota; Choanoflagellata; Craspedida; Salpingoecidae. Gene Ontology annotation, cellular component: trans-Golgi network. The record is from RefSeq and is a predicted model, not a curated record. The transcript has 9 exons.
CUGGGGGUCGAGUCUUGGCGAUCUCUGGGCGGGUUGUGAUAUAUCAUAGCACGCGCGCGUCUGGUAUCUUUUGGUUCCCAUUUCCUCUUGCGUUCAGUCCCCUCCCAGCAUGGCUCGCUGGCUUGUAUUGGGCACCGCGGCAGUGCUUCUGCUCGCCGGUCUUACCGUGGCCCAGUCAGACAGCAGCGGUUCACCGUCCUGCAAGUACACGGACGAUGACGGUACCACCUAUGACAUCAACGUUCUGCGCAAAAUGCCCCGCACAGGCUCAACCUUGGAGUCGGACAACUACAAAACCGUACAAUAUGGUGGCUACGAUGAUGCCACCAACCAGCAACUGACUGACUACGACUUUUACAUCAACGUGUGUGGUGAGAUCAACGCUGAAGCCGAUGACGUUGCAUCGGGAGCUGGCAUGCUGCAGACUGAGCCCGGCAAGAACGGCUCGUACAUUGGUGGCACCAUCGACAACGCCCGCCUCUUCAGCCUUCGUGAUGGUGAUUUGCGAUACACCUACGGCCCAGGCCAAAAGUCUCAAUCCUGCGUCAAUUCUGGCAGUUCGGACUGCGAGGGUCGCAAAACCAUCAUCAUCUUUUUUUGUGCUGACGUUGGCUACGGGACGCCCACCUUUGCUGAUGAGAUCUCACAUCUCCAGUACCUCUUUGUGUGGAACACGUGUGCGGCUUGCCCCACCGAUUCAGAGCUGUACAAGAAGUGUGGCCCAAAGCCCGUGGAAAAGUGCAGCUUUAUUGGCGGCAAUACCGGCUUGAGCACGGGCACGAUCCUUUUGAUCAUCUUCAUCGUCGUCUUCCUUUUCUACCUGAUUGUGGGCAUUCUCUUCAACCGAUUUGUGGCCGGCAAGACCGGCUUGGAGAUGAUCCCCAACCACAACUUUUGGGGCACCCUCUUCAGUGCUAUCAAGGACGGUUGCAUGUUCAUGGCCACUUGCGGCAAGCGGGCCCCCGUCGAUCGCCCCGUUUCCUACAACGUAUGUGCACCACUUUCGCCCCGGCGCGUUGCCUGUUGCAUCUCUCCUCAUACCUCACUCUCGCUUCGACGUGAGCAGAAAAUCUACUCCACGGGCCUCGAGAUUGACGAUGACGAUAGCGACAUUGACGAUGAUGCGGAGGAAGAGAAGCUUUACUCUUAA